Trichoderma harzianum CBS 226.95 is the source of this 1059-nucleotide messenger RNA. RefSeq lists its product as hypothetical. The record is from RefSeq and is a predicted model, not a curated record. The coding region runs from base 132 to 902 and encodes 256 amino acids. Lineage: Eukaryota; Fungi; Ascomycota; Sordariomycetes; Hypocreales; Hypocreaceae. The transcript has a single exon.
UUUGGCAUCUUUCAUCAAUAUCAAUUGCGCUUUCAUUAAUCAAGCUCUGUCGCUGCUCAUGUAAAUGUUGUGAGCAGCUUCGUACAAUCAUCACCAACAGUGACAGAUCUUGGAUUGAGACAACCAUCGACAUGCCAGCCUGGAACCCUUCAAAACUCUCCUCAUCCCUACUCUUGAAUAUCCGCAAUCACCCUAUACUCUUCACCUCAGCAAUAGCCAUCAUCCCCUUGGCAGCUCUCGCCAUGCCCUCAUACCGCGGCUACAUCGAUCUUGGCCCCGGUGGCCUCCCGCACAACGUCUUCGGCUGGCUUCUCCAAGGCGCUCUACGCCCACUUACCCUGAAAAGCACCGUUGACCACAGCGUCUUCAAAAAGCCCGGCGUUUCUGAGUCAUACGAACCUCAUGGCACCACCCGAUUCCUCCAGGAGCCGCUUGCACAGCGUCGAGGCGACAGACCAGUUAUCCCAAACUACGUCGCCCCUCAGAGACAAGCCACAGAAAAGGGCGACAAAGCUCUCAUGGACCGUAUGAACAACCAUCUACAAGACUUGGCAAGUCGUCACCCAGAGACGUUAUCUGUGAAACCAUCCGGCCUAGAAGCCAGAGACAAUCCCGCACUUUGGUUCGUUGGCACCCCAUUGCCCAAGUACCUGACGAAAAGCACAAAGGGCGAAAUCGUCCACGUACACUCAGAGGCCAGCUCGCACAUGGUCCUCAGCCUGACUGACGCGGAGGAAGCCAUGGCGAAGGGGUGGGCUGAGCUGCACCCGCUAAGUGGCGUGAUGGGACGGAUUCCGCUGCCGUAUGUCAUGAUCUACGCGCCAAGGGAUGAGGAGGAGUUUGGGGUAUGGACGAAGUUUGUGGAUGCAGCUGUUGCGUUUACUACUGCGGGACAGCAUUAGCAUCAUGACGGCAAUUAAGAACGGUUGCAUUCUGCAUGCUAGAGGCGGGGAUGGCGGAUGCGAUGUGUCAUUUUUCUUUUUUAAUACCCACGGUCACUCAACUCUUUUAUAUAAGCCAUGGAUCUGAGAUAGUUUUUUAUGUGAUUUCUUCCAUCUC